This is a messenger RNA of Ceraceosorus bombacis, 3047 nucleotides long. The record is from the annotation of a GenBank genome assembly. NCBI's taxonomy places the organism in Eukaryota, Fungi, Basidiomycota, Exobasidiomycetes, Ceraceosorales, Ceraceosoraceae.
AUGGCCAAGGGGUCUCAGCUCAGGCAGCUUAAAGCGCGCCUCUCUUCCGACGGUAUCAAGGAUAAGCGACAGAACAGUGCUGCAUCGCGAAGAAGGAAAUCCUCAUCCACAUCAGCCGGCGCGGUCCAGAAAGCGGCAGAGGAGGCACGUAGAGGAGCGCUGGCGCGGAUUCGCAGUGAUGCCACAUUCAACCCUUUCGAGGAGAGGAUCACCAAGCCAAAGCAUGAGGUGCUUGGCCGAAACCUCAAGGGGGUGACGGGUCGGCCUGGCGUGUCCAAGUCUACUGCGCUAGACCAAAGAAGGCAGAAGCUGCUACCGGAGAUUCAAGGUAGACAUCGUAGCGGAACAUUCAUCGAUCGGCGCUUUGGAGAGGGUGACGCUAAUCUGACACCAGAGGAGAGAGCUUUAGAGCGUUUCACAAGAGAGAGGCAGAACAGGGCGAGGGCUGGUGACGUAGGUGGCAAGAAGAGCUUGUUCAAUCUUGAUGAUGGUCCCGAAGAUGGCUUGACGCAUUACGGCCAAAGCCUCAAUGUGGAUGACAUGGAGGACGAUGGGCUGGGCCUCGGUGGUCUCGACGAUGAGGAUGAGCAUGGCGGUAUUGAUCGUGCCACCACUUCCAAGCUCAAUUUCGGGGGCUUCGAUGACGGAAAUAAAGAUGAUGAUGUGAGCAUACAGACGUGUGAAUGAAUCAGCAAGCACCUGCUCACGUACGCGACCGGAUCCAUUUUUUUCGCCAGCCUGAUCGCAAGAAGAGCAAGUACGAGGUUAUGCAGGAAGUCAUGGCGAAGUCGAAGCUGGCUAAGCUUGAGAGGCAGCGUGCCAAGGAGAAGGAUGAUGAUUUGCGCAUGGAGCUGGACGAUGACUUUGCGUCACUGCGCGAAGCUCUCUUUGGCCCAGCGCAAGAUUAUACCGAAGCAUUACGCGAAGCGGAAAGGACUGCGACAGAGCCUGAAGCUGAGGGCAGGCAAGCGAAAGAGAAAUUCUCCGAUGCCGAUGGGAAUGCUCAAAAACCUGCCCGAGUGGAACGAGAGAAGUCGGAGGAGUACGACGCUUUUGUCCGCGAGCUGGCUUUUGAUCGCAGAGCGCAGCCACAGGACAGACUCAAGACAGCCGACGAACUAGCAGCGGAAGAAGCGGAAAGACUGAGAAUUGCCGAAGAUGCUAGAUUAAGACGCAUGCGAGGCGAGAUGAUACCGGAUGGACGAGGUACCAACGGCGGGAUCACGAGUCGCAGAGCACCAGGCGCCGACGACCUAGAUGACGACUUGGAUUUAGAUUUGGGCAACGCUGCAGACGUCUAUGGUCUUGGUCCCGGACUUGGAGACGCUCGGGACGAGGAGGAAGAGCAUGACCGGCAAAGUUCGAACCUGGAUGACAGCGAUGACGACGAUGGGAGCGAGCAGAGCGGCGAUGAUGGCUCGCCUGAGGAGGAAGAUAUGGACGAUUUUGAAGACAUGGAAGAGCCGGCCAGCAGCGAGGAGGCUGAAGGACUGGAAGCUCAAGCGGACCUAGUUGGCAGCAAGCCGACUUCUUCUGUCCUCUCGCCAGCCAACAAGGGCUCCCCGUCACAGGAUCCUAAAGUUCCGAGCUCUUCGCUACCCUAUACGUUCUCUUGCCCAGCGACGCACGAGGAUUUCCUCGAUUUACUCUUGUCCAACGGGAUCAGCGUGUCAGAUGUACCGACAGUCGUGCAGCGUAUCCGAGCGCUGUACCAUGCUAGUCUUGGUAUCGAUAACAAGCACAAAUUGGCAGCGCUCCUCGGUGUCUUACUGGAGCACUGCCUUCACUGCUCACUUGAUGCAUCGGCCGGUGGUUUCAAGACAGUCGCAAAUCUGCUUCCUCACAUACAUGAGCUGUCCCAGACUUACCCAACGAUUGCGGCGCAGCAUUUCGUGGGUAAACUUAGUGUCAUGCACAAGAAUCUGGGACGAGGCGUUGCGAAAGGCGCGCUGGACGAGAACGCAAGGACGUGGCCAGGGCCUGCGGAGUGCGCACUUCUCAGGAUCAGUGCUCAGGUGUUCCCCACCUCUGACAGGUCUCAUCCAGUGGCUACACCUAUGGCUCUGCUGAUAGCACAGUAUCUCGCCCACUGCAGGAUCAGAACGUUGUCGGAUCUCGCCUCUGGUCUUUUCCUUGCUUCUUUGGUGGCGUCCAAUGAAAGACAGUCUAAACGGAUCUUUCCGGAGUCUCUGAACUUUCUGCACCAGGCUAUCGGUGUUUUGACGCUUGGUCCAACGACUGGCAAGGCUCCGAGGCGUGCAGAAAGCAUCAAGCAUGCAUUCGGCAUCCCUGCGCCUGACCUUGGUGCGGCGCACACUGCUCAUUUGGCACUGACGAAAGAGGAUGUUGCUUCUCUGAAGAGCGAAGGCACAUCAGCAUCCCGACCUGCCGAUCUUUUGCAUCUGUUGGCCUUCAAGUCCUCAAAGUCAGCGAGACACGACGCAAAGGAAAGAGGCGAAGUCAAGGCAUUACUUCUUCAGCAAGCAUUUGCCCUGGUCGAAGCUUUUGCGCAGCUAUAUGACGGUAGCGUAGCUUACGUCGAGCUGAUGCAACCAUACGAAGAGCUUUUGGCUUGCAUCGAUGCAGCACAUAUUGAUUUGCCUACUUCGCUACAGACUCGUGCGUCGAGUUUGCGCGCAACACUCUCAAUUGCCCUUGCUCGAGCGUCACAAAAUCGUCGAGCCUUGAGAUUGCAAGCGCACCGUGCCAUUCCGCUUGCUUCGCAAGUGCCCAAGUUCGAUCUCGGCGGCUUCGACCCGACCCGCAAGUCCAGCCGCGUCUUUGAUCCAGAUCCUGAGAGAGCGGAAGCGGCCAAGCUGCGUGCACUCGUCAAGAAGGAGAAGAAGGGGGCGGUUAGGGAGCUGCGAAGAGACGCUGCUGCUGUUGCGGAACAGCGCAGGAGAGACAACAAGGAAGAAGAGGAUAGAUAUGAGAAAUGGACUAGAAGGGUCACUGGUAGCUUGCAAGACGAGGAACAUCAGGACAAGCUGUUCAGGAAAGAAAAGGAUAAAAUCAAAAGAGAGCGCAAAAGGCAGAAUGCCAAGUGA